Plasmodium fragile is the source of this 903-nucleotide messenger RNA. RefSeq lists its product as uncharacterized. The transcript has a single exon. Bases 1 to 903 code for a protein of 300 amino acids. The record is from RefSeq and is a predicted model, not a curated record. NCBI's taxonomy places the organism in Eukaryota, Apicomplexa, Aconoidasida, Haemosporida, Plasmodiidae.
AUGUGCUCGACCAACCAAAAACUAGCCUGUUGCUCCGGAGACAAUGUCUUCGACACUAAGGAAAAUGAAAAUGAUUCUUACCCACAAAUGGUGAACAAACAACUGCCACCGAAAGUUUUGGAGCCAAUUGUACAAAAUAAAAUUGUUGAAGUGCCCAAGGAAGUGUAUCUGGAAAAAAUUGUGGAGGUCCCCCAAAUCAAGACAGUCGAAAGGAUAGUGGAGCAAAUCAGGCCAGUCAUUAAGUAUAAAAAUGUGUACAAAACGAAGACAGUAUAUGUUGAGAAGAUAAAAAAUGUGGAUAAAAUUAUAUAUGAAGAAAAAAUUGUGGAAGUCCCACAAAUAAAAACGGUCGAAAAAAUUGUUGAAGUACCAGUUUACGUUGACAGGGAAAGAAUUAUAACGGUGCCAAAGUACAUGGUCGUAGAGAAAGUAAUCCCCGUUUUGAAAACUACCAAAAAGGAAAGUGUCAUGGAAAUCCCAGAAAUUAACAGCCCCAAUAUUGACAUUACUGAGCAGAUGGAAAGUAAGGAAGAAAUUCAGAUAGAGGAUUUGAAACAAAACCAGACAACUAGCGUUAUCCACGAAAAAGAUAUUGAACUCCUGAACGAGCUAAACAUUCAAAAGAUUCAUUCCAGUGCAACACUCAAUGCUGAAGUUGAUCAGGACACCACCGCGGAUACUGUCCAUAAUGAGAAUUUUUGCUCAACCGUAAGCUGCAAAUUUUUGCCCAUGUAUGAUAACUUCCCCAAAAUGCAAUAUUCCAUGUGUAAUGGAUUUCCAGAAAGGGAAAAAAGGUUCUCAAGCAUAAACAUAUACAAAUCCAAGGACGAGGGGUUCCCCAAAAUUAGAAUUUCCAAGACGCCUCAGCUUAUUCAGAGAAAUUGGUACUGCAACUACGCCUGA